Molecule: messenger RNA, 705 nt
Organism: Penicillium waksmanii
Lineage: Eukaryota; Fungi; Ascomycota; Eurotiomycetes; Eurotiales; Aspergillaceae
Product: putative short-chain dehydrogenase/oxidoreductase
Exons: 4
Source: RefSeq, a predicted model, not a curated record
CUCGAGAUCUUCCCAGCACUAAAUUCUUCAUCUUUCGCAAAGCUUGGCAGCAUUUCAUUUCCUUAUCAGAAAGUCCUGCUCAUCGGUGCCACCAACGGUAUUGGGAGGCACUGGCCACGAGGCUUGGCGAGAACGGCACCAAAGUCGUCAUUCCUGGGCGACGCAAGGAAAAUUUGGAUAAAUUUGUUGAGAAACAUGGCGAAGACAUGGUCUUCUGCCAAGCCUUUGGAUGUCAUGAAUAUUCGGCCAAUGGUUGUUGAGCACCCUGAUGUGGACUGUAUUUUUGUCAACUCUGGCAUCCAGCGUGCUUUCAACUUUUCCAGCCCCGAUAUGGUCGACAUGGACGUUUUUGACCAGGACCGCUCUGAUCUUCACAACCUCUCAAAUUGCCUUGGUCCAGAUGAUGCGCUGCCCAAACUAUGGUGCCUCAUAGGCCGCUUUGCAUCAUUUUAUCCUCGCCCUCCGUACCAAAUUACUGAGCUCCACGAUGCGAAGCACCAGCCGGAUCUGAAGAGUGGCCGUCUUAUCGGUAUGCCUCUUCAGCAAUUUACCGAAGAGGUAUGGGAGAAGUUGGAUGCGCGGGAAGAUCAGAUUCUGGUUGGCUCGUCUAAGGAUAUUUUCAAUGCAUUUGAGAUCAAGCGUCAGGGGCUGUAUCAGCAGAUGACCGAGAUGCUAUCUGGAUUGUUGAAGCAAUUUUUGCGUUAA